Molecule: messenger RNA, 6993 nt
Organism: Bombina bombina (fire-bellied toad)
Lineage: Eukaryota; Metazoa; Chordata; Amphibia; Anura; Bombinatoridae
Gene: PRTG
Product: protogenin
Exons: 20
Coding region: 50-3523 (1157 amino acids)
Biological process (GO): axon guidance; cell-cell adhesion
Cellular component (GO): plasma membrane; axon
Molecular function (GO): protein binding
Source: RefSeq, a predicted model, not a curated record
GAGCUCCAAGUGUCAGGUCCAUAGCAUGCCCGCAGCAGCACCCCAAUAAAUGGCGACUUGUUCUCGGGGACUUUUCCUUGGGAUGCUUCUCUGGGCAGCCCUCCUCAGCUUCCCAGGAGCUUGGUGUUUUAGUGAUUUGCUAUUUGUGAAAGAACCACAGGAUGUGAUUGUUUUAAGGAAAGAUUCAGUCAUCUUGGAUUGCCAGCCUCAUGGAGAAGCCCCUAUCACAGUCACUUGGAUGAAAAAUGGAAUAAAGAUUUCAGAAAACGAACGGAUCUCCGCAUUACACAAUGGGUCCUUGUACAUCCAUGAGGUUGAGGGUAGGAAAGGAGAGCAAUCUGAUGAAGGAUUUUACCAAUGCUUAGCCCUGAACAAACAUGGUGCCAUUCUGAGUCAAAGGGCUCAUCUUUCAUUAGCAACCAUGUCUGCUUUUGAAGAACAACCUAUAUCAGUAGAAGUCCAAGAGAGAGGUGUGGCACGGUUUUCUUGUAAGAUAGUGGCUAACCCUCCACCUAUAAUUACAUGGGAGCUAAACCGUACAGCUUUGCCUCUUGCAAUGGACAGGAUUACAGUCUUAUCAAAAGGAGUUCUUCAGAUCUACGGAGUUACCCAGAAGGAUGGUGGCAACUAUCGAUGUGUAGCUACUACAUUUUCAACCCGGAGGAAAAGCAUGGAGGCAACUCUAACAGUUGUACCAGCCAAAGAAAUGGGAUCUUUCGAGAGACCUGUAAUUAUAGCAGCUCCCCAAAACACAACAGCCUCCCUGCACCAAACAGUCACGUUGGAAUGUGUUGCUACAGGGAACCCAAAGCCAAUUAUUUCAUGGAGUAGAAUGGACCAAAAACCAAUUGAUGUCUUCAACACAAGAGUUCUUGGAAAUGGGAACCUGAUUAUAUCUGAUCUGAAGCUGCAGCAUGCUGGAGUCUACAUAUGUCGAGCAACUACUCCCCGUACCCGCAACUAUACAGUGGCUAUAGCUACGGUUACAGUAUUGGCCCCACCCUCUUUUAUAGAACAACCAGAGAGUUUGACAAGGCCUCGGGCAGGCACGGCUCGUUUUGUAUGUCAAGCUGAUGGAGUUCCCACUCCAAAAAUGACCUGGCUGAAAAAUGGAAGAAAAAUGCAUUCAAAUGGUAGAAUAAAAAUGUACAAUAGUAAACUGGUGAUUAACCAGAUAAUCCCUGAAGAUGAUGCAGUGUAUCAGUGUAUGGCUGAGAACAGCCGGGGGUCCAUACUUUCCCGAGCUCGACUAACAGUGGUUAUGUCUGAGGACAGACCCAGUGCACCUCGUCACCUCCGGGCUGAGACAGUGUCAAGUUCAGCCAUUAUUCUAUCUUGGGAAAGGCCUCUAUAUAACUCAGAGAAAGUCAUUGCCUAUUCUGUGCAUUACAUGAAAGCAGAGGGUUUAAAUAAUGAAGAAUACCAAGUAGUUAUUGGAAAUGACACAACACAUUAUAUAAUUGACGACUUGGAUCCUGCUAGCAACUAUACAUUUUACAUUGUUGCGUAUAUGCCAAUGGGUGCAAGUCAAAUGUCAGAUCAUGUGACUCAAAAUACACUUGAAGAUGUUCCUUUGAGAGCUCCAGAAAUCAGCUUAACAAGCCGAAGUCCCACAGAUAUUCUAAUCUCAUGGCUUCCAAUUCCUGCCAAAUUCCGACGUGGAGUAAUCACACUGUACAGGUUGUUAUUCCGAAUGAGUACUGAAAGUUCAGUCCAAGUUCUGGAGCUUCCAGGAAAUAAACACGAGUAUGUCCUAGAAGGUCUAAAGCCAGACAGUCUUUACCUUGUCCGUAUAGCGGCAGCAACACGAAUAGGAUGGGGAGAAUCUUCUGUCUGGACAUCUCACAGGACCCCAAAAGCUACAAGCAUAAGAGCGCCACGCUCCCCAGAACUCCGUUUGGAUCCUCUGAAUUGUACAGUGAUAGCUGUGAGGUGGCAGCAAGAUCCAGAAGAAACAGUAACAAUACAGGGCUACAAACUUUUUUACAAAGAGGAGGGUCAGGAAGAGAGAGGACCGAUUUUGCUGAAUGUCAAAUCUUUUGAUUAUAACCUUGGAGGCCUAGAUCCCAGAAAAAAAUACCAUGUCAGAUUACUUGCCUAUAAUAAUAUGGAUGAAGGCUAUCAAGCUGACCAAACCGUCAGUACACCAAUAUGUGUUUCUGUCCCUGAUCGCAUGAUUCCUCCUCCACCACCACCCCAUCAUCUUUAUGCCAAGGCCAAUAGUUCUUCUUCCAUUUACCUGCACUGGGGACGUCCGGCCUUCUCAUCAGCUCAGGCUAUUAACUAUACUGUCCGCUGCAAUCCUGUGGGCCUGCAGAAUGCAUCUCUAGUGCUUUAUCUUCAGACGUCGGAGCCUUAUAUUUUAGUUCAGGAUCUUGAAGCGAAUACUAGGUAUGAAUUUGCUGUGAGGCUACAUGUGGAGCAGUUGUCCAGUCCCUGGAGCCCUGUGGUUUUCCAAUCCACCCUCCCAGAAGCCCCAACCGGUCCACCUGUGGGAGUAAAGGUGACAUUGAUUGAAGACGAUACAGCACUGGUAUCUUGGAAGCCUCCUGAAGACUUGGAUACUGCAGUGACUCGUUAUACAAUCCUCUAUGCAUCACGGAAAGCAUGGAUUGCAGGAGAGUGGCAGAUUAUUCACGUAGAAGGGGCAAUAACAAUGGCAUUACUGGAGAAUCUGCUGCCUGGAAAUAUUUAUCUUGUAAAGCUAUCAGCUGCCAAUGAAGUAGGAGAAGGCCCAUUCUCUAAUGCCGUAGAGCUGCUAGUUCAAACCAGGGAGACCUUGCAAAGCAGUCAGAAGUCAAAGCAUUUAGACACUUCAGACAGUGAAGGCUAUUCUGGCUAUUACCACUUGGAUGAGAAAUCGAUGACAGGCAUUGUGGUUGGAGUGUGUAUUGCUUUGACCUGCAUCCUUAUAUGUGUCUUGAUUUUGAUUUACCGCAGCAAAGCCAGGAAAGCAACAAUUCCUAAGGAUUCACAGCAAAGUACAGAUCCAGUCCCUCAUGCUGCAGUAUUAUUAUCAGUUACUGAGACUCAAGAAAGGAAAACUGCCAACCAAAUAGAAAGAAAUAGAGACCCUUUGACACCCAUUGUGGAGACAACCCACUUCAUAGAUGCAAAGGGGGGUACAAAUCUCAUUAUAAACGGUUAUGGACCAGUGCUUAAGACUAAAACAAAGAAAAGAUGGCUGUUUUUCAAAGGCAAUACGACGGACAGCAGAAAACAGCCCAAGAAAAAAAUUGUGAAAACUGCGUGCUUAUAUCAACCAGGGACAACUGUUUUGGUAGGUGAAGAUGUGUCUUCCCCAGGCCAUCCUGGUACAUUCCAGAUGCGGCGCAGCAUAGCAACAGAUACAGAGCAUUCUGGAAAUAGCGAGGAAAGUCACGUAACCAGUGAUUCUGGACGCUUCUCUCAGGAGUCCAAUGAUGAGAUCCACUUGUACUCAGUUAUAAGCUCCACACCACCAACACCAAAUUCCUUCAUUAGCAAUGAACUGGAAAAUAACUCUGCCUUAUGCAAACAAUGAAGAAACUCCAAGCUCUGUAGCUGCGGAAGCCUUUUGUCUCUCAGCUUAUCGGAUGUCCCUAUAAUUUCAAGAAGCUAUUUUCUCUCUGUCUUUUACCAGUUAUACCAGACCUUAGUGUCUGUUCGGAGGACAAUGAACGGAACCAAAAACACAAGAUUCUGGAAUCUGGUAUCCCCCCCACCAUCACUUGAACCUUACCUCAUCUGCAGAACAUUCCCUUGAGUAAAUCUAAUCUAUUUGAAGGUGGUUUUGCUAGAGUGAAAAGACUAUACACUCUUUUCUGGUUUUAUACCAUUUGUCUUUGUUGCAAAGGGAUAUCUACAAGUCCUUUUGAUAAGUGUCUACCUCAGCUGGUCAUAUGAUGAACUCCAUUUUGCUGCUUUACUUUUAUAUGUGUGUGUUUUUAUCCCCACCCCUACAUCAAAAAUACUUCCUAUAUAUAUAUAUAUGUAUUAUUUUUUUUGCUAUGUGUGUGUGAUAUACAUUUCCAAAGGAACUGUAAAGGCAGAAUAGUUAGACAGUUUAUCAAAGCUCUGCUUCUUUAAAAGAAAAGUAAUUAUUAAUGAGUACAGUACAGAUCUUUACCUCACGCCACAUGAUUAAAUAUUGUGCGAUGUGUAAGUAGAUAAUUUACCUCCAUGUCAAUCACUAACAAUACAAGUGACAAAUUACAUAUUUUGUGCUCAUAGGUGACAAAUACCUGAAAGUCACUUACUUACCUUAGAUAUUAUUGUAUAGACUACAAUAAUCAUAAAACUUACCAGCACAUUUGUCACAGCUACUAAAACUGUAAACUGUAAACUUUUAACUACCUUUAAACCGUGCCUUUCACAAUUCAGCAACCCAGAACUGCCUUAUUUCAUAGUUACGGGAAGAUACUCAGGGUAUGACAAAAUGCCUUAAAAUCCUGUGUCAUUACUGAACAAAUUGAAAUAGUCACAUAUUAUUUAAAUACAGUAUUUAGUCACAUAAUUGUAUCUUUUUCUUUGUUUAUUGCAAACUGUUGCAACUUUUAAGCCAGUCACACAUUACUUGUAGAGCAUAUAUAGUUACAGGAAAAAUAGCUCUCUACUGUAAUAUGGUGGACAAACAUGCAGUUAUUGCAUUUUGGCCGUGUUGCUGUUGUAGGCACUGUUAUAUCAUUAUAUGAUAUACAGCCACCCACAAUACAUUUCUACCUUAAACUAAUAUCUCCCACUUAUUUUAUAGUAAUUAUUUUUCCUAUGGCAUAUAUUAAAAACAUUUCAAAUGAAUAUAAUUGUUCAGGUGCACCUCAGGGAUGUUUAUUCCGCUGAUUCCGUUCUGUUGUAUCCCAUCUGAUUUAAGAUGGGAGAAGGGAAGCAGAGCGUUGGCAAACUGUUUACACGAAGUGAAUUUCUGUCUGAUGUCUUUACAGUUCCUGUUUUAUACUACCUCUUUGUAACAUUAUGUAUGCGUUUUAUUUUCCCGGACUCAGGGAAAAGUGUUUUUACUUUGUAUAUAACCCAUCAAAGUAUGGGGAAAAUUUGACAGGGUAACGUGUCCAUUUUUAGUUUUUAAAUGUUAAGUAUGAUAGGUCACAACAUUUCUCAUAUCCUACCUUUGCAUUCAUGUUUUUUGGGGGUCCCUUCAAACACUGUAUUAUGUCAUGCCAAAGAAUGUUCUCUAAUUGUAAAUAUUAUGUCCCCCAAAUAAAUACGAUUUGCUAGAAUAAAACCUUUUGCACAGCAUCAACCAACAAAAACGGUUGUCACUGUGCAUUAAGGUUAUCAUUAAUCUGUAAACUACCUGUGAUUUAACUAGUAUCAUCCAAAAAACCUUCCAAGUGACAAUUGUAUUCUUUAGUCUGUAGCUCUUUAAGAUAACAGUAUUAGAUUACAUAUUUUUGAACAAAAUGCUCUAUAUGCUAAGGAAGAAAACAAAUUCUUUAACCAAAGAUUUAUUUUUUCGGUCUUGUCUAGAAAAAAAAAAUGUUUAGUUUGCAGAAAACUUCUCUUUAAAAUAGAAUAUAUGUAUAUAAAUAUAUAUAUAUAUAUAAGAUAGAUUUGUCUUCACUUUAGAGUGACAUUUUACUUGUCAUCGUUUGGGUGAGAUUUCUUUUAAAAUGAUCAAUAUGCCAGGGUAACCAAACCGCAACCUUUUUAUGUGUUAGUCGUAAAUGUGUUUACACCUUUUCUGUGAUAUACAGUACUGUGAACACAAGAUCUAAUUUACCUGAUACCUGCAUUGAGACAUUAUUUUUACAGAAGGGAAGCAAUGCAAAUCUUAAUGUUGGCAUUCAAUUCUACAAAGGAGAAUUCCAACCAUAAAUAAUAAUAAUAAUCUUCAGUGUUCCAUGUACUGUGUAUCUUCUGAAAGUAGUAAUGCUCGCUUUUUAUUGGCUAACGAUAAGUACCAAAGAUAUUUAAUGUUGUCCUGGCGUAUUGUAAACCACUAUUAAGGCUUUUAUAUUAUUAUGCUUUGUUUGCUGAUAUUUUUAGCCAAAUGUCAUAUUAAUUUCAGAACACAAUGUCUUGCUGGUUUGGUGUCAUUUUUUCUAUAACUAGCAAAUGCUGACUAUGUUCUAGGAAAUAUCAAAUAGUAUACAAAUAAUGUGUUGUCAUAAAAAUUGUGUUCAUUGCAGGACUCUUUGGUUGCAAAAAAAAUAACAAUUCUAGGAUAUAGCACUGACACAGCUGCCAAAAUGAUACGAUUUCCAAUGUUUAUGUGUGUAUGUAUAUAUAAAUAAAUAUAUAUAUAUAUAUACAUACAAUAAAUAGAAUUAGUAACAGCAUCAUUCUGACAUUUGUGGCAAUAAUCUGUACUUGAAAAAUAACUUCCUAAUGCUAUUGGAUUCCAAAAUGUGUAUUGUUUCUUAUUUUGUAAAGCUUAUUUUACGCAUGUAUAUAUUUAAUGUACACUAUUGUUGCUAAUGCUUACUCAUUCUUCUAAGAUGUUUUGACCUUUUGUAAUGAUAAGAGGCUGUAACUGGGCUGCUGGGUUUUUUUGGCAACAAUAUUGCAAUUCUGUGCUGAAGAAAGGUCAGUUUACUUUUAGCGUGAUAGAGUAUCAUUUAAUUGAAAGACCUCAUUAAGGGCUAGAUUACAAGUGGAGCACUAUUGAUCUCUCCCGUUUGCGCGUUCACAUUGCUUGGCAGACGCUUUUUGCGCGUGCCGGGUUGCACUCGUAUUAUUAGUUGAAAGUUAAAAGUUUGCGUGCAAGCGAAAACCCGAAGCAUGCAAAGCGUUGGACUGUGUUAAUAUAUUCUCCCAUAGACUUCAAUGGAGUGUAAAAACUGCAAAAUAUAGAUAAUAAUAAAAAGUAUAUUUUUUCUAUGUGAAGAACAUAGGAAUGUAAAAUAUGUGUAACGUGCAUCGGAGUUUGGAACUUAGGAAUAACUUGGUUGCUAUCUUCAAUGUGCGUCAUUGAAAUGUUAAAUAUAAACUAUUCAAAAAUAUUAAUAAAAAUUAUUUAAAGUUAUUAUACAUACUGUAAAAUAUUCGAAAUAAUCU